Messenger RNA from Exophiala mesophila, 2216 nucleotides. RefSeq lists its product as uncharacterized. The record is from RefSeq and is a predicted model, not a curated record. The coding region runs from base 267 to 1832 and encodes 521 amino acids. NCBI's taxonomy places the organism in Eukaryota, Fungi, Ascomycota, Eurotiomycetes, Chaetothyriales, Herpotrichiellaceae. Gene Ontology annotation, cellular component: Cul4A-RING E3 ubiquitin ligase complex; nucleotide-excision repair complex. Gene Ontology annotation, molecular function: protein binding. The transcript has a single exon. Gene Ontology annotation, biological process: proteasome-mediated ubiquitin-dependent protein catabolic process; transcription-coupled nucleotide-excision repair; protein polyubiquitination.
GUACCUCGAGUAGGUACCUUAGGUAACCAUAAGUGACGCAUGCCAUGGACCUUCCCCCGCCUAGAACAUGGACAAGAGGGCCCCUCGGCCUUUGGCCAGCAGAUGAGAUUGCCAUUCUGCGCCUGACCAUCAUUCGUCUGCCGGUCACGUGUGCAAACCCCAAACUGUCAUCUCCACCUCCACCACCACCGUCUUGACACUCAACGUCAACAAACGCCUCAUCUUGCCUCUCAGCAUGCCCUCAACACCAUUGCAAUACAGCAUGUAUGACUUAUCAUCGCCUAGGCCAAGUCCUGGGCACUACAUCGCCACACGCAUGGCGACGUCAUCACAAGGAGGGUCUCAUUGAUAAGCUUGUGCAUCGCAACGACGUUUCCUUCUCCCUCUCCCAGACCAAGCCUGACACAACAGUCGAUGAACCCCCACUUACAUCAUCCAUUCAAGUCGCCCAUCAAGCUGGGGUUAAUUGUCUGGCCGUCGAUAGCAUUGACGGACAAUUCUUGAUUACAGGUGGUGCCGACUCCAUCAUUCGAUUAUGGAAUGUGGACAAUCACGCAUCCUCGACCUCGUCGACCAGUCCCAGCGGUCAGCCUUGGGCACCAACCACCCAUUAUCCCAUAGCAUCAUCGUCACGCGCCACCCCUGAGUCUCACACUCACGCCCUCACGUCCAUUUCCAUCUACCCAUUCGAUCCUACACCUAGCACACUGCUGAGCACUGCGUAUGACAAGACUCUGAAGGUGACCUCCAUCACCCCGACCUCCCUUGUCGCCAUCCACACAUUCACCCUCGAUUAUGCGCCCUACACACACGCUGUGUCGACCGUUCCCGACUCUUCGCCUUUGAUUGCCGUUGGAACUGCCCAUCCAGCAGUGCGCCUUCUUGACCUGCGAUCUGGUCUAUCAACCCACUCGCUGUCCGGCCCGAAUGGAGCAAUCUACUCUCUAGCUUGGUCACCUAUACACUCUCAUCUCUUGGCAUCUGGGUCUGCUGACGGAAAGGUAUUGUUCUUCGAUAUCCGACGUGCCAAUGCCGCAUUUGCCUCACUCGAUCACGACGAUGCCAUUGGCGUUGUAGGCGAGCCACCCUCAACUGGAGCUCUAUCCGCUCGACAUCACGUUCUCGAUUUCCAAGCCGUCGCCCACAACGGUCCUGUCACCAGUGUUCAAUGGACCCCUACUGGCGACAAGAUUGUGACUGCAGGUCACGAUCAACGAAUACGGGUCUGGGAUGCUGCCACCGGUCGCAAUGACCUAGUACAUUUCGGUCCUCGAGUCCGCAACGAUCGUGCCGGUCAACUCCAGCCGCUGAUAUCGCCUAGUGGGUUCCACGCACCAGGUCGAGAGAUGCUAUUCUGGCCCAACGACGAUGGCCGAGGAAUGAUAUUCCAACACUUGUUGAGGGAAGGCAAUAUGGUGCGGAUCCUGCGUACUCAAGGUAUCAAGAUUGCGCAAGUUCAGAGCGAAAAGUCCGGGUCUAGGUCAUCACGGGUCAGCGCCGCCGGCAUAUCUCGCCUGACCAGCAAAGGUCGCAUCAACGCCAUGGCAUGGCGUGUCAAUGCGAUGAAUGGCUACGGUAUUGAAAUGUAUACCGCCCAUGGAGAUGGCAGCAUCGGCGCCUGGUUCCCACGGAGCUACGCUGAAGAGAAGGAGGAUGACAAUGACAACGAUGAGUCGAUUGAAACACAUGGCACUCAUGGUGCACAGCAGCAGCCAGUCGUGCAGUCGAGCGACACUGCUCAAGACCAAGAGGAGAUUCGGAGGAAGAGAAAGAGAGCCCUGAUUGGCGACUUGGUUGAGGGUCUGGCUAAGAAACCGAUGUCUCUUUCGUGAUUAUUGAAUGAACUACCUGACUUGAGUCGAUGUUCACAUGUGAAUAGACAUUCUCAGACAAGAUAAAACCAACCAGUUUCGUCAUUACAUGUGUCACUGCACGUGAGCCGACAUAGGGACCUGCCUCAGGUAGUCCAUCACCACUUGUUGGUCAUGUGAUAACGAUCCAUAGAUCUGACAAAAAGUAAUCUAAGAGACAGGAACCCAGGUCAACUGAGAAUUACCACAUGUUCUAGGUCCCAUUGAUCUCAUUGACGGUGUCGUAUCUAUCUCGACAUCAUUUUAGUAACACAUGUCCGUUACCCAUACCCAUCAAACAUGCCCUCUCACCCCGAAUAUCUGUACAUAGACUCGUAUCCAAUCGUUGUCCCCACAAAUCAUAAC